CGGUGCGGCGGCGCCAUGGACGAGUGCGCGGAGGAGCGGAGCGGGCGGGCGCAGCGCUGCAUGCCCGAGUUCGUGAACGCGGCGUUCAACGCCACGGUGCUGGCCACGCACACGUGCGGGGCGCCGGCCGAGGAGUACUGCGUGCAGACCGGGGUCACCGGCGUCACACAGUCCUGCCACCUCUGCGACGCCGCCCAGCCGCACCUGAGCCACGGGGCCGCCUUCCUCACCGACUACAACAGCCCGGCCGACGCGACCUGGUGGCAGAGCCGCACGAUGCUGGCCGGCGUGCAGCACCCCACCGCCGUCAACCUCACCCUGCACCUGGGGAAGGCCUUUGACAUCACAUACGUGCGCCUGAAGUUCCACACGAGCCGGCCGGAGAGCUUUGCCAUCUACAAGCGCACGCGGGAGGACGGCCCGUGGGUGCCCUACCAGUACUACAGCGGCUCCUGCGAGAGCACCUACCACAAAGUCAACCGCGGCUUCAUCCGCACCGGGGAGGACGAGCAGCAGGCGCUCUGCACCGACGAGUUCAGCGACAUCUCCCCCCUCACCGGGGGCAACGUGGCCUUCUCAACGCUGGAGGGGCGUCCCAGCGCCUACAACUUCGACAACAGCCCUGUGCUGCAGGAAUGGGUGACAGCUACAGAUAUUAGAGUGACCCUCAAUCGUCUGAACACAUUUGGAGAUGAAGUUUUCAAUGACCCGAAAGUUCUCAAGUCUUACUACUAUGCAAUUUCUGACUUUGCUGUGGGUGGUAGGUGCAAAUGCAAUGGGCACGCGAGCGAGUGCGUGAAGAACGAGCUUGGGAAGUUGGUCUGCAACUGCAAGCACAACACCUUUGGGGUGGACUGUGAAAAGUGCCUUCCUUUCUUCAACGACCGUCCAUGGAGGAGAGCGACAGCAGAGAGUGCCAACGAGUGCCUGCCUUGUGACUGCAACGGGAGGUCCCAGGAGUGCUACUUCGACCCCGAGCUGUACCGCUCCACGGGCCACGGCGGCCACUGCCGGGGCUGCGCCGACAACACGGACGGGCCGCACUGCGAGCGCUGCAGGGACAGCUUCUACCGCCAGGGCAGCGACCAGGGCUGCCAGCCCUGCAGCUGCAACCCCGUGGGCUCCCUCAGCACACAGUGUGACAGCUACGGCCAGUGCAGCUGCAAGCCCGGCGUGAUGGGGGACAAGUGUGACCGCUGCCAGCCGGGCUUCCACUCCCUCUCCGAAGCUGGGUGCAGGCCCUGCUCUUGCAAUCCAGCUGGCAGCACAGGGGAAUGCAAUGUGGAGACGGGGCGGUGUGCGUGCAAGGACAACGUGGAAGGCUUCCACUGUGAGAGAUGCAAACCUGGAUUUUUCCAUCUGGAUUCCUCCAAUCCAAGGGGCUGUACCCCCUGCUUCUGUUUUGGACACUCCUCAGUCUGCACCAGCGCUGUGGGCUACAGUAUCUACAGCAUCACCUCCAACUUCCAGUUUGGAGAGGAUGAGUGGCGUGCUGAGCAGCGUGAUGGCUCGGAAGUCUUGCUGCAGUGGAGUGCAGAGACCCGGGAUAUCUCUGUGAUCUCGGACACCUACUUCCCCAUGUAUUUCGUUGCUCCAGGCAAGUUCUUGGGCAACCAGGUUUUGAGUUACGGGCAAAACCUGACCUUCUCCUUCCGCGUGGACAGACGGGACACGCGGCUCUCCGCGGAGGACCUGGUGCUGGAAGGGGCCGGGCUGAGAGUGUCGGUGCCACUCAUUGCCCAGGGCAACUCUUACCCCAGUGAGAGUGCACAGACCUACACCUUCAGGCUCCACGAGGCUACAGAUUACCCAUGGAGGCCUGCUCUAACGGCAUUUGAGUUCCAGAAGCUUCUCCACAACUUGACUUCCAUCAAGAUCCGUGGGACAUACAGCGAGAGAAGUGCCGGUCACCUGGACGACGUCACCAUCACAAGCGCUCGCCCUGGACCUGGCGUGCCCGUGGCCUGGGUGGAGAGCUGCUCCUGCCCCGUGGGAUACGAGGGGCAGUUCUGUGAGCGCUGCACCUCCGGGCACCGGCGAGAGACCCCGAGCCUGGGGCCCUACAGCCCCUGCGUGCCCUGCACGUGCAACGGGCACAGCGAGACGUGCGAUCCCGAGACAGGCGUGUGCAAUUGCAGGGAUAACACGGCGGGGUCUCACUGUGAGAAGUGCAGUGACGGGUAUUACGGCGAUGCGACGGCGGGCACAGCCGCGGACUGCCGGCCCUGCCCCUGCCCGGGCAGCUCCAGCUGUGCCAUCGUGCCCCGCACCAAGGAGGUUGUGUGCACCAGCUGCCAGGCUGGCACUACAGGCAAGAGGUGCGAGCUGUGUGACGACGCCUAUUUUGGGGACCCGCUGGGCGAGAACGGCGCUGUGAGGCCCUGCCGCCUGUGCCAGUGCAACGACAACAUCGAUCCCAACGCCGUGGGGAACUGCGACCGCCAGACCGGGGAGUGCCUCAAGUGCAUCCACAACACCGCCGGCUUCUACUGCGACCGCUGCAAGGACGGCUUCUUCGGGAACCCGCUGGCCCCCGACCCCGCCGACAAGUGCAGAGCUUGUCACUGCAAUCCCUAUGGCACUGUGAAUCAGCAGACGAGCUGCAAUCAAGUGACUGGGCAGUGCGAGUGCCUGUCCCACGUCACCGGGAGGGACUGCAGUGCCUGUGAGCCUGGAUUCUUCAACCUCCAGAGCGGACGUGGCUGUGAGAGGUGCAACUGCCACGCGCUGGGCUCGACCAACGGGCAGUGUGACAUCCGGAGCGGGCAGUGCGAGUGCCAGCCGGGCGUCGCCGGCCAGCACUGCGACCGCUGCGAGGGCAACCACUUCGGCUUUGGCUCCGAGGGCUGCAAACCCUGCGACUGUGAUCCGGAGGGCUCGCGCUCCCUGCAGUGCCGGGAGAACGGCCGCUGCGAGUGCAAAGAAGGCUUCGUGGGGACCCGCUGCGACCAGUGCGAGGAGAACUAUUUCUACAACCGCUCGUGGCCAGGCUGCCAGGAAUGUCCAGCCUGUUACAGAUUAGUGAAAGACAAGGUGGCGGAACAACGCGAGAGGCUGCGGGAGCUGGAAAAUCUGAUAGCAAAUCUGGGUGCAGGAGCAGAAGCCGUGACUGAUCAAGCCUUCGAGGAGAGGUUGAAGCAGGCAGAAAGAGAAGUUAUGGAGUUGCUCCAAGAAGCACAAAAAAGCAAAGACGUAGAUCAGGGCCUCAUGGAUCGUCUCAAAGACAUCAACAGCACACUGGCAAAUCAGCUCAACAGGCUGAGGAACAUCCAGGGCACGGUGCGGGAGACGGAGAACCUGGCAGAGCAAGCCCGGGUGCGGGUGGAGGACACUGAGGACCUCAUCAGCUUGGCUUCUGACAUGCUGGAGAAGGCAAAGGUGGCAGCUGACAACGUGUCCAUUGCACCUCCGGAGCAAAGCGGGGACCCCAACAACAUGACUCUGUUGGCAGAAGAGGCCCGUAAGCUGGCAGAAAGACACAAAAAAGAAGCUGAUGAGAUUGUUCGUGUAGCCAAGGCUGCAAAUGAUACUUCCACAGAAGCGUAUCAGCUGCUGCUGAAGACCUUGGCUGGAGAAAACCAAACUGCCAUUGACAUUGAUGAGCUCAACCAGAAGUAUAAUCAAGCAAGGAAUAUUUCUCGAGACCUAGAGAAACAGGCCAACAAGGUGCUUGCUGAGGCAGAGGAAGCUGGAAACAGAGCCCUGCAGAUCUACGCUAAUCUCACCAGCCUGCCUACAGUGGAUUCCACAGGGCUAGAGAAUGAAGCAAAUAAGAUCAAGAAGGAAGCGGAGGAAUUAGAUCAGCUAAUUGCCAGGAAGCUGAAGGAUUAUGAGGACUUGAGAGAAGACAUGAAAGGAAAGGAGCUUGAAGUGAAGAACCUCUUGGAGAAAGGGAAGACAGAGCAGCAGACUGCAGACCAGCUCUUGGCUCGAGCAGAUGCAGCGAAAGCCCUGGCUGAAGAAGCUGCUCGGAAGGGCAAUGGCACACUACAAGAGGCCAAUACCAUCCUCAGCAACCUGAAAGACUUUGACAAGCGGGUGAACGACAACAAGACGGCGGCUGAGGAGGCGCUGAAGAAGAUCCCUGCCAUCACACAGACCAUCGCUGAAGCCAACAACAAGACGCGCCAGGCGGAGCUGGCGCUGGGCAACGCUGCUGCUGACGCCCGUGAGGCCAAGGCUAGAGCAGAUGAUGCUGAGAAAAUCGCCAGCUCUGUUCAGAAGAGUGCUGCUGCUGCCAAAGCCGAAGCCGACAAGACUUUUGCCGACGUGACGGGGCUGGCCAGGGAGGUGGAUGACAUGAUGAAGCAGCUGCAGGACGCAGAGAAAGAGCUGAAGCGGAAGCAGGCGGAUGCUGAGCAAGAUAUGAUGAUGGCAGGCAUGGCCUCACAGGCUGCCCAGGAGGCAGAAGAUAAUGCCAGGAAAGCAAAGAACUCUGUGAACAGCCUACUCACUGUCAUUAAUGACCUGCUGGAUCAAUUAGGGCAACUGGAGACAGUGGACUUGAACAAACUGAAUGAAAUUGAGGGUACCCUGAACAGUGCCAAAGACCAGAUGAAAGACAGCGACUUGGACCAGAAAGUGUCUUUCCUUGAGAGAGAAGCCAAGAAGCAAGACGAUGCGAUACAGGCCUACAACAGGGACAUUGAAGAGAUCCUGAAGGACAUUAGCAACCUGGAGGACAUCAGGAAGACCUUGCCAUCUGGCUGUUUCAACACCCCGUCCAUUGAGAAACCCUAAGGGUGCGCUGGGGGUGGGGGGUGUUCCCCCCGAGCGGUGGUUCGGCUCCGGAGUGCCUUAACACACAGUACCUUCUCCAAAUCCCCACCUCUUCGCUGCUCACAGCCACUGUUUUCUUGUUCAAAUCAGGAUAAGUUGAAAGAUUUUUUUUUUAUUUUUAUUUUUUUUUUUUUGAGAAGCAAAUUAAAUAUCCGUCUUUGGGCAUCAAA
Neopelma chrysocephalum (saffron-crested tyrant-manakin) is the source of this 4949-nucleotide messenger RNA. RefSeq names its product laminin subunit gamma 1 (gene LAMC1). The transcript is spliced from 28 exons. Bases 16 to 4740 code for a protein of 1574 amino acids. Gene Ontology annotation, molecular function: extracellular matrix structural constituent. The record is from RefSeq and is a predicted model, not a curated record. Lineage: Eukaryota; Metazoa; Chordata; Aves; Passeriformes; Pipridae.